Triticum dicoccoides is the source of this 1190-nucleotide messenger RNA. RefSeq lists its product as uncharacterized. The record is from RefSeq and is a predicted model, not a curated record. The transcript has 2 exons. Lineage: Eukaryota; Viridiplantae; Streptophyta; Magnoliopsida; Poales; Poaceae. The coding region runs from base 300 to 1067 and encodes 255 amino acids.
CUCUGACUUUUCUUCGUUUCCUUUCCGUGGAACAGAACAAAGAGCAGAGCAGCUGCUCCGCCUUCACUUUCUCCAAUCUCAUUUUCAUCUCAUUUCAUCCCAUCCACGCCAACGGACGGACGGACCCAUCUCUUCCCCAAUUUCGUCGUCGCCGUCGUCUUCUUCUUCUUAUUUCUUCUUCUUUCCGUGUCCGUCCACCAUUGCUGCUUAUUUCUUUCUUUAUUUGUUUCUUGUCAUCAAUCUACCUAUCCUAUCUAUUAUCUUCUUCUUCUUCUUCUUCUUCUUAACACUGAUUGACAAUGUGGCUUGGGAUCUCCAACUCCAAGCAAGCACAAGGACAAGGAGCACUGGUCGUCAUGCUUGGCCUCUUCACCAUAUCCAUAUCCAUGUCGAUGCUGCCUCUGGCCGCACCCACCAUCCACCACGAAGGAGGCGCUCAAGGCGGAGGGGGGAGACCAAACCCAGCCAACGCGCUGGUAGCGCUGGUGAACGCCGACCGGGCAGCCGCCAAGCUACCCGCCCUCCGCACCACCAGGGGCCUCGGCUGCAUGGCGCUACAGUGCAUCGCCCGCUGCCUCGCCCUCUCCCCCGCCACCGCCUGCGCCGCCGACGGCACGCUGGCGCCGCCCUGCCACCCGCCGGAGACCGACAUCACCGAGGUCUACGCCGCCAACUGCGGGGUCGAGCUGCCCACGGUGGACGUCGUCUCCGGCCGCAUCCUCGGCUGCAGCAGCCAAAGCUCCGACGGCGUCAGCGGGGACGCGCUCCACAUGGCCAACGCCACCGUGAUCCGCGGCAGGGAGCACGCGCAGGUGGGCGCCGGCGUCGACCGCGGCGGCUUCUGGUGCCUCCUCUUCAGCAGCGGCAGCCCCAACUCCAGCUUCCGGCUGGAGGCCGCCGGCAGGGGCAUCGCCCAGCAGCACGGCUGCUUCAGCGACCCCGACGUCACCCUCUCCUGCACCACCUCCGCCGCCCACCACCAAACCAGACGACUCACCGCCGGAGACACAUCCUUUGCCUUGGCUGCUUCCACUCUGCUUUUCCUCCUCCAGUCUAGUCUAGUCUAGUCUAGUAAUGAACAAACUGUCUGUACCAACUGAAUUGUUAAGCUAGCAGAGACACCCCAGAAGAUACUAGUAUUACUCGGACUUGUAAUUUUGCUAUUCAAACAGUCUGUCAGUCAGUGAUGA